UGUGUGUGUUAUUUUUGUCCGUGCUUGCCUUGUUGAUGGGCUGCCACCCUGGCUUGUCCCGGGAGGCUGCCAGCUCCGUCGGAUUGGGGAUUAACCCCGGGAUAAUGGCCUUGAUGCCCAGUUGAGUGGAAGCAAAGCUGUUUAAAAAAUAUUGGCUGCCUGACUCACUCACUCACUCCCUCACUCAGUCACUCACUCACUCUCCCCACUCUUCCUGUCGCCCCCUCUUUCUAUCUUCUGUCUCUCUGGCCUCGCUGUCUCUACCACCACUCGCUCUGUUUUCUCUACUUUGCAUUGUUCUUCAUCUCUUCCUUUAUUCGAGUCUACCUUUGCAUUUAUCUUCGUUUCUCUUCCCUCGGCUCAACUUGUUUGCUCAUGCUCAUUUCCAAACAAACCAAGUCUCUCAUCUUGCACCACUUAAUUUUUAAAACAUAUUACCAUAUCAUUUCUAAGAUUGUCUUAAUAGAUUUUUCUUGAGGCUAAGACUAACAUCAUUUAUUUCACUUUGUUUUGAAAGCUUUAAGCUAUAUAAUGCAUAAUUCAUUUAGUGCAGCCCUGCCAACAAUUUGCCCUGUCCACAGAAACUGCUUUGAUAUGAUAGUGUACUGGUGCAAGUCACUACUAGAAAACAUACAAAAAGGAAUGCGUUGCCUUUUUAGCCUAACUGAUAAAAAUGUUGUAGCUGAUACAUGAAGCUGGGAUUGAUGACAAUAUAAAUGCCAGCUCUUGGCUACUGAAUCCAAACUCGACGUUCCCUCCUCUCUCCACCGCAAAUUCAUUCACUUCUUCAAUCUCUGGCCAGUUUUUACUGCAUCCUCCCUGCUGAUUUACAACUACAGCGCCAAGAUAAAAGUGGGGAUGUGAAAAGGAGGGAUCUCAUCGCUAACAAAGAACCCUUUCAAGUAGAAACGAGAAACUGAUCAUAGAUUGGUACAUAAAGAUGUGGGUGCGUCUUAAGUUACUAUUUUCAUUGCUGCUCCUAAAAACUCUAUUUCAGAACAAAAUUACCUUUAAAGCUUCUUAUUUCACUAUAAACAGCAUAUUAUGAUCUAUUUUAGGUUGUUAAGCCAUGCGUUUGCAUACAGUUGCUUUACACAUCUACAGUACAUAUGGCAUAAGCCCAGAGUUCCCACAAAAUAAUCAGCACUGACUAGAACAAAAAUGACUGUGUGUCAAAUGUCCAUAGAGCUGAGAAAACCUAAUAAUUAAAUUCAUUUGCUUUGUUUUCUUUCAUGCUACAUUCAGUUUAUUGUCACAUGAUGACUUUGGUUAUUUUCUAAAUGAACUGCAUUUUCAGUAAUCCCUCCUGAAGCCAACGAUAAAUGCGAAUUAGUGUGCGCUAUUUUUUUAGUUUACCCGUGUGUGCCAGAGAAUUUAACGACAAUUAAAGACACAUCAGCCGGACGUAAUGCUCCGCUGGGUGCAGUACAUUAUCAUGUGCAAAAUGCACGGUCAAGACAUUUUCAACAAAUGCUCGACAAAUUACCAGACUUAGUGCAAUAAUCUGAAGUUAAACUGAGUCGAUUGCGUCCACAAAAUCUCCAGUGGAAAAUUGCAUUUAAAUAUUACAAAAUAUUGUUUAAAAUAUCGACAAAGCUUUUUGAAUGAAUAAGCGUGUUGCUGUAUAUUUCAUCACUUUUGAAUGAGAAGUGAAAAACAUAGCUAAUCUCGGUCGUAGAGUGAUGAACAUUACCUGGGAAUAGAGGCUGGUUAUUCUGGGUGUUUUCGUCUCUAUUGCUACAAAUAUGAUUAACCAAAGUUAUCUAUUAUUAUAAAAAUAUUAUUGCAGAAAAACAAUGACAUUAAAUGUUGUAGUAAAUAUUCAUCAGACACUGUUUCAGAUUGCAUAUUAUAUUGCAAUUAAUUGAAUGAGAAAUCGUCUGGCAUGUUAUUUAUGUAUUUAUUUCAUUUUCCCGCUUACAUUCAGUCGCUUUGACAUGCUCAUCCAGUCAGAGCCAUUUUUUAUCAAAUAAUGAGUUGAAUUGUUAGUUUUCUAAACCAGACGGCCACAGUCUGAACGUUAGAGUGAUUAGCUGAGAAUGGCCGUUUUGAAAGCAGCACAGUGGCCACUAAAUGAUAAUUUGCCUCUUCCUUAAUUCAAAUGCCGCUAAUAUAACUGGAAGUGCAUGAGUGUGCCUGAAUAGCGAUAGCACACACACAUGAACCAUGCAAGAAUAACAGGGAGUUAAUCAACAGACAGGUUUCACCAGGAGCUUCGAGUAUUAUUUGCUAGAAUACGUUGUGCAAUCAUGUAUUAUCACAACGUGUGAAUACGUUUUAUGCGUUGAGCAUCUUAAUCUAGUGUGAUGUCUGGAUACCUUGUAGCAUCACAGCAUGGGCCCAUUGUGGGAGCCGUGUGCGCUAAACCCAGCACAAACAAAGUGUCCGUCUUCCUUUCAUCCACAAGGACCUUGCGCUUCGUCUCCCCUCGGUCCUGCGUGGUCAAGGAGGCAGAGAAGUGGCUCGGAGGGACAGGCCGCAUUAGGAGGAACACAAGGAGGAGGAAGCCCCAUUCUCUCACUCCAUCACAUGUCUCAUCUCUUUAGCUGUCUGGCUGAGGCCUAAAGUGACUUUUCUGUGACGGGACCAGGACAAACCGAGUGUGAUGCCAUGACGACUCUGCUAAGCGUGUGAAUGCAUGUGUUUGUGUAUUUAGAGGGGAGGGACAGCCUGUGUGUAGUAUUGAGGGGAAAGGGGCUGUUGAUUGUGCGUGGAUGGGGGGGAGGGAGGGGGGUUAAGGAGGGCAGUCACUUCUGAUUUGGCCUCAGAAGGGUGACAGGGACUGGGAGCUCUACUGGCAUGCUUUACUGAAAACAAUCGUCUCUGACCACGAAUCAGCCCUCGCAGACUGUCAGCCUGUCUUCUGAUGACUUUUUCCUUGCUUUUCUGUGGUGAAAUUUCAUAAAGGCAUGAAAAGCUUUUCUUUCUCGGCUCUGUGACAUCCUGAAAGCAGGCUUUAGUUUCUGUAGCCUUGGUGAGACUGCUAAUGCUUUGAAUGAGACACAGACAUCUGUGCCUUUCUUACUUUAGUUGCCUGUCUGACAAGUUCAUUUUACUUUACUUUCCCUUCAUGCGUUGAGUGUAUAUUUGGAAAGAAAUGUGCUACAAAUCAAGGCUGUAGUCACAUAAUGGAGGGAGUGGGUUUUGGUCCGUUUGAUGGUCUAAGCUCGUGGGGUGAGAUGGAGUAGAUCUUUGAGGCAAUGAAAAGAGAGGAUGAACACUGGAGAGAGUCUUGUGGGCGUUUAUGUGCUGAACAGAGGCAGCGUGGGGACCGGCUCCUCUGGAAAACAGCUCUUUGACUGGAGGAAGCGCGACAUGACUGAAAUUAAAGGAGCCAAUUAGACAAACAAAGAGUUUAGAGGGCAGAGCACAGCGCUUUGAAUACCCCACCCACCCCCACCUGCCUAGGAACCAACCCAGUGUGUGUCCAAGUCUGUUGGAGCAACAUGGUGUUGGAUCUCUGCCUCUCUUUCUAGGAAUCCUUUGCCUCAGGUGAUGUCAUAUUACGAUACUAACCACAUGUUUAUGUUGAAAACCAAACUGAGAAACAUGACUUCCUGUGUAGCAGCACAGCAACCUACUGAUGGGUAGAGACAGGUACCUCCAGGAAACUUUAGUCUGAGCAAUAAACAAUAAAUUGUAUUUAACUAAAUGCACCUAAAUAUUUCUAAAUGAAACAGUACUUUAAGUUUGUAUCUACAGUAGCAGAUGGUUUAUUUAUCUCUUUUAUUUGUCAGUUUCCACUUCUUAAAUUAAAAGGUCAAUAGUUUUUGUUUUGGAACCACACAGAGAUUAAUAAGUUUAUUUAUUAUAGUUUGAAAAGUUGGAACCAUGGCACGUUUCCCAGUUAUGCUUAGAGUUACUAAAAGUUCACAACUGACUAAUCCGCUCAGCACAGUUCAACAAUAGUCCCUGAAACUUUUUAAAAUCUAACUCACUUAUUUUGGUGGAAAAGCCAGAACCAUUCCAGAACUAAAAACUUGACAAGACCUUAAAGCACAGAAACAAAAAGUUACACAUUUGUGUGAUAUUUUUAAGAUGUACUUGCUGAAUUAUUCAUUGUUCCAUAUCGAUACAAUGAGUUUGAAAACGCCAACAGACACAAAUGGAGAGUUGGAGGAUCCUGAACGCAGCACUCGAGCGAUGCCAGGCAUGAUUUCAGCUUCUCAUUUGAUGAAGCUGGCUCCGUUUCACUGCCUACUCUGUGCUACCAAUACAUGCUGUGCAUCUCGAAUGGGAGCUGCUGACCAACAUGUGCUGUGACCCUUUAUCUCACCGUUCACAUUGACUGUAAAAAAUGUGGAAUAGCGAGGUAUUGAGGUAUUUCUCACUGAAUAAAUGACUUCUUCUGUGUUAUGCCCCUUAGAGGGAGUCUGGCUUAUAGAUCGGACUAUACAGCUGAAUGUGCCCGUGGCCAUGAGAGAAGAACAGCAGAGAGAUGAGGAAGGGAGUUACUGUGUCUUUAAAGCCGCUCGGUUUGUUUCCAAAGGUGAGAGGUGAAGACUCAAUACCUCCAUCAGGGCAACACAGAAAGGAAACUAUCUCAAGCAGACAUUUGUAGGAGAGGUUUUGUUCAGCUACACAGAUGAACAACAGGAAGGAGGACAUGGAGAUCUCCUCUCACUACCGUCAGCUCCUCAGAGAGCUCAAUGAACAGCGGCAGCACGGCAUCCUCUGCGACGCCUGUGUCAUUGUGGACGGAAAGAUCUUCAAGGCCCAUAAGAACGUCCUCCUGGGCUCCUCACGCUACUUCAAGACUCUUUACUGCCAGGUUAAAAAAGGGGCAGAGCCUCACCACCAGACGACAGUCACUCACCUGGAUAUCGUCACGGCGACCGGCUUCAAAGCCAUCCUGGACUUCAUGUACUCAGCGCACCUGGCCCUCACCAGUAAGAACGUGAUCGAGGUCAUGUCGGCCGCCAGCUACCUGCAAAUGACGGACAUUGUCCAGGCCUGCCACAGCUUCAUCAAGGCAGCUCUGGACAUCAGCAUCCGCUCGGAGAUGGCAGACGAGCUGGCCGACUUUGAAAUGGGAGCCGUUGCUGCCGCCGGCAUAGGUGGAGGCGGCGGCGGCGGUGUUGGAGGGGUGGGUCUAGUGGGAGCAGGGGGUGUUGCAGGAGCAGGUUUAGGAGCAGGAGGAAUAGUAGGCAUGGCUUCUGAAGCUCUGGCCUCCAUCAUGUCUGGUCGUAGCACCUCCCCCUGGCUGGCACGACGCACCAGCCCGGCCAACUCUUCUGGGGACUCAGCCAUCGCCAGCUGCCACGAGGGAGGCAGCACGUAUGGCAAAGAGGACCAAGAACCCCCCAAGAGCCACGAGAGCCAGGAGGAAGCCUGCCACGACUCCCAGCCCGCCUGGCCACACGACUACAGGCCUGUCACUGUCAAAGAGGAACAGGUGUCUCCCGCCUCCUCCUCUCAUCCCCGGGACACUCCGCGGGGGGCGGCCCAAGGUCAGGGGGAGCAAGGGACUGGAGGUGGUGCCAUGGGAGGCGGGGAAGGGCACUGGCCACCGCUGUCAGGGUCAGGGCGAAGGAAGAACAGGAAGAACAAGGACACAGUGAGACACAUUACCCAGCAGGCUGAGAGGAACUGGGACAGAGAGCGGGACAGGGAGAGGGACAGAGACAGUAGGCCGGGAUCUCCUCUGCCCUCCAUGCUGGCUGUGGCUGGAUGGAACUACAAUGGACAGGACAUCCCAGGGGCGGACGUGACCGAACCCAACAGCUCCGACAGCCGCGGCGAGCGCCUCGACUUCUUCCUGAAGCAGGAGGAGGCGCUGUCGGCCGAGCCCGGCUUCAUGGGCCCCGGCGAGUCGGAGGAGGCGGGCGGCGGCGCCGGCGGAGGCGCCAUGUCGUCGGUGGCCAAUCUGAAGGCGGCGCUGAUGAGUAAGAACAGCCUGCUGUCGCUGCGGGCGGAGAUGAUGGGAGACGACAACCCGCUGCUGUACGAGUACCUGCCCAAAGGAGGACACUCCCUGUCCUGGCUCCGCUCCAACAACUACUGCAGCAUGCUCCGGCCAGGGGCCACGGGGGCCACAGCUCAUAACAAACAGGGGGCUGGCUCCUCUCCUUCUCCCUCUCCUCUCCCUCUCUCUCCUCAUCUCCCAUCUUCACCACCAUCAUCAUCGGCAUACUGCCCACCUACGCCGCUGCUCCCCUCUGACCCUCGGCCCCUGGAGGCCCCCGGUCUGCGGGCUGGGGCCCCCCCGCUGUUGGACAUGGAGGUGGAAGAGGCCCCUGAGGGCCCCGGGCCCUCCACCUGGCCCCAGGAUGGUGUAAAAGAUAAAGAAGACAUGAAAGAAUGCAGCGCAGGUGAGCCGUCUCCCGUGGAGCCGGAUCAGACGGGCGACGGGAGCGCCGGGCCCGAGGCGCCGGCGCCGGCUGAAGAGGCCGGAGCGGACGCCUGGCCCUCGCGGGGCCUCGCCUGCUCCCUGUGCCAGCGGCUGUUCAGCAGCCUGGAGCAUCUCAGGGACCACGAGUACCGCCACACGCUGUCCCUGAUGGCGCUGUCCCUGGACUGGCCGGGCCCGGCGGCCCAGCAGCACCAGCCGGGCCCGGCGGCCCAGCAGCACCAGCAGCACCAGCAGCACCAGCAGCACCUGCACCCGGCCGCGUACCGCUCCGGCGACGGGCCGCCCGCGCGCUACCUCUGCUCCCAGUGUCCGGCCAGCUUCACCCUCAAGUCCAACGCGGACCGCCACGAGAAGACCAUUCACUUCAAGAAGAAGCUGAUGCAGUGCAUGUACUGCCUGAAGCACUUCAGAGACCGCACGGACCUGCACCGGCACCUGUCGUCCGUGCACUCCAGGGAGCGCGGCCACACCUGCCCCGCCUGCGCCAAGGCCUUCAGCACCCAGAAGAACCUGGCCACGCACGUGAAGCUGUGCUGCCAGGGGGCGGGGCUUGGGCUGGGGGCGGGGCUGGGGCCCACGCUGGGAACCCACCCGGCGCUGGACCCGUCUCAGGGCGGCCUUCUGCAUCCGCUGUGGCAGCUCUCGCAGGAGAUGAGAGCAGAAAGUCGCAGCCGCGGCAUCAACGUGGACGUCUGAGGGUGGAUCUGGACCCACUCAUGCCAAAAACGAGGACACCAAGACAAACGCACACUUUUUUACAAGCUCCUAAAUAGUUUUUUAAGACGACUGCUCCCAACUCGGGCUCAGCUGCUAUGCAAACCGCUGACUGACGCCACGCUCACCAGCAGGUGGGCUUCUUUCCACCUCCGUGGUCUCGUCUGACUGUCGCCGGCCUGACUCAGCUCCGCUCCGCUCCGCUUUUGAGCAGAAAGAUCUUUAUCUUUGCGUGCACCGCUGCAUCAUGAGCACACAAACGCUCAGCCAGGCGCUGCUGCGGCUCACAGCCCACACAACCACACCACCUGCAGGAGCGUCGGAGCGCUGCAGCCCCGCAAGUCAGACUCCAGACCUGAACCAGCAGCAGGAACGGGCCUGAAAGAAAUGAAGGAACUCCAAUAAAAGUAUCUGAAGGAAACUUCCGUUGACGUGACCACCUCCGGUCAGAUGGAGGGGACAAACGAGACAAAGCCAGUAAAAACAAAAGGGCAGCGCGGUGUAGAUGGGGGUUGGGUGGUGUCAUCUUUCCUCGGCCCGUCUCCGCUGUCCCAGAGCCUCCGCGUCGUCCAGUCGCUGUCUGUGGCUGCAAAGGAACAGUGAUGGGUCCUUCACGGCUCCGACCCUUCUUAACCCCGUGACCCCUGAAGUGUGCGCUGAAGGGCGGACCCUCAUGACCCUGCUGAUGUCCCUGAGUGUGGUUCUGAGGUGGAGGGUGAGGGAUGCAGCGGUGGGAACAGUGGAGGGAUGAGGACGGAGCUGAGGACCAGGGAGCCGUCAACACGCUAACAUUCAACACUCACACGGUUCUGCCAAAAUGGCCCUCUGCGCGUGUCCAGAAGGCCGCUCCACCGCUCCACAGCUCCACAGCCCAGCUUCAUUAGCUUCCUGCUAAUAAUCUGGAGCGGCCGCAGCGCUUAAUGCAUGUAAUGUGUGCAGAUAACGUGGACCUUGUGCGUCUCUUGGGAACAACCAACCUCCCAAACGCCAAAUCCCUGCCUAGCGGAGGUCCCACUCUCAGGUAGCACACGGAGUCAGCUGAUACGGACGGAGGCCCAGGGCCCUGCUGUGGAGGCUACUACUGUGUGUAAAUACUGACAAAUGAUCAAUGCACUGUUCAGAGACGUGUACUUUUCUAAACGGAUGGAGAUCAUGCUGUAGUUUGUCUUUGCUGUAAUUAAAUUGUAAUGAAAGCGGUGAAAACAUCUCUGUCUGUCGUCUCUCUCUUUUCAAGUAGAUGCCGCGCUCUCACACACACACACACACACACACACACACACACACACACACACACACACACACACACACACACACACAAUGUUUGCAUUUUGUUGGAUGCUCAGACCUGUUGUGCGUUUUUUUUGUUUGUAUCUUUGUGCAUGUUUUUUGUUUCUCUCGUGCUGUCGAGCGUUUAAAUCAGAGCAGGAGUUGAUUUGCAGACCGAG
This is a messenger RNA of Betta splendens (Siamese fighting fish), 8511 nucleotides long. It is a transcript of the gene zbtb46, whose product is annotated as zinc finger and BTB domain containing 46. Gene Ontology annotation, biological process: regulation of transcription by RNA polymerase II. The coding region runs from base 4586 to 7048 and encodes 820 amino acids. The transcript has 7 exons. NCBI's taxonomy places the organism in Eukaryota, Metazoa, Chordata, Actinopteri, Anabantiformes, Osphronemidae. Gene Ontology annotation, molecular function: RNA polymerase II cis-regulatory region sequence-specific DNA binding; DNA-binding transcription factor activity, RNA polymerase II-specific; protein binding. The record is from RefSeq and is a predicted model, not a curated record.